UCUUCAAAGCAAAAUCUGAUUGGCUCAAUAAAUUUUUCCGUUUACUAGAGCCCAGUUUUUUUGUUAUUCCGAGGCUGAAGCACCGAAGAUUUGAAAACUGUCCUAAAAUUUCCAAUGCACACGAUUAUUUUCGCUGGAAUAUUUUUAAUGGAGCAGUCUAUAAAUUAUCUGAAAGAGAUUUUGCAAUCUCUGAAUCUGGAAAAAAGUGAAGAUGACGAUGCAGAAAGCGAGGAGAAACCAUUGGUUCUGAUGAGAAAACCUCUACAAAAACCAUGGUACAGAAAAUCCAGGAAAAGUAUCGUCCGUAUGAUGGGGAGUAGCAUCUUCUGUCACACAAAUGACAGAAGAAGGAGAAAAUUUAAAAACAGAAGUUUGGUCAGGAUGAUAGCAAGCAAUCUGCCAUUGCAACCUGCAAAAAGAGCAUAUUUUGAGAUAUUUGCUGGAUCCAAGAGAAUGAUGAGUAAAGCAAAAAACUUUCUAGAGGACAAUGUGAGUACAAUAAAAUCACAGAUGCCAGAACUAGGGCUUGCUGAUUUAGAACUUUUUACUUGGAAUGGUUUUGAAGAGGAAGGUUCUGAUAAUAAAAGUGGAGUUAUCACCAGAGUGACCCUCGAUAGCUCUGGCCUUAGUGAAAUCAGCAAUGUUUCUUCUGAUGAACUGACUGGACCACCAAGAUGCCUAAAGAAGGGGAAAAAGUUGAGAGAAAAGGAAACAUCUGUAAAAAAGAUAGCUGCCUUAGAAGAUGAACUUGCAGAUUUACGUGCACAAAUAGCAAUGAUUGUUUCACAUCAAGAAAAAACACCAGAGCAAGUGACAACAAUAGCACCACCACCGCCACCACUACCUCCACAGAUGAUACCUGCUACGCCUCCACCACCUCCCCCACCAGUUGUACCAAAAAUCCUACCUAAAAUAAAUAAACCAAAGAACUUGAUGAAGUCAAAAGCACAGGAGAAUGGCGUUCCCUCCAUGGCUGAUGUUUUAGCUGGACUGUCAGCUGUUAAAUUGAAGGCCGCAAAUGUUAAAAGAUCACCUGGAGGUACACCAUUAAAAGUAAGGUCGCAAAAUCGCCAGUCGUCAUCACAAGAUCCAGCAGAUGUCAUUGCGAAUGCUCUAAGAAAAAAAUUUGCUAAAGCAAGGAAAAGUAUUGGCUCUCCAUGUAAAGAUAAGGAAAAUCAAUGGAGCCCUCACGCAGAAUUCUCUCCAUCUCCAGCAAAAUGUAUUGAUGUAUCAUACCUUUCUCCGGUGACAUCAAGCCCUGAAGCGCUACAAAAAUCUAGAAGAAGAUCAAAUACUGUUCCUGGGAGAAGAAUUGUACUCAGCCCUGUCAAUGAAAACUAGGGAAUUACUGAAUUUCCUCUAGGACAUUGUUCAUUUGCGAACCUACAUUUAAUUCGUCAAAGUAGAGUGUAUAUAGAUUUAGAGGAAAGUCGUCUAGUAUAGAGAAACAUCUGGCUUUGGGAGUGCGUACAAGCCGCAGUAUAUUCAUACGUCAACUAAUUUUCUAGGCUGAGUUUCGUGGUACCACUAUUAGCAAGGAGAUGCUGUCAUUUUUCUUCUGAAUUAUGCAUAUUAAGCAAUAAAUGCAGAUUCUUCACAGAUACUUUGCUGAUACACAGAUAAAUAGAUUGCUCAAUGAAUAUUUGCUCUGAUUUUAGUGAUGUUCAGGGAUUGUUUUCAGUACAAAGUUAGUGCUCGCUGCAUGUGCGAUCCUAGGCUGAUAUUCAAAUUGACUUUGGGUAGAGUAUUCAGUUCAGGCGUUAUUCAGCUCAGGCGUUGGCUAUUUAGUCAGAGAAGCGAAAAGGCCCUGUGUAAUUUACACAAUAGAUCAAUGCAAUCUAUAUAAUGUUUCCUCGCUUAUUUUUAUCUCGAUUAUAAGACCCUGAUCAUCCGACAACAGAUUUAGUCAGAAUUUCUGAUCACAUAUUCCACUAAAGUCUAGCUGGACGCUCCUCCGCUACUCCACUCCUAUCUUCUUUUUCCGCCCUUGAGUUUAUGUGGCUGGCGUACACAGGGUAGUUUUCCACAGUCAAAUCAAGUGUUUAUCCGGACAUAAACCUUCCUUCGAAAACCCUUCGCAGAAAACUCUCAAAACAGAAGGGGAGUUUCUUAUGUGACAUUUUACUUUUUAGAUCAUCUAAGCGACUAUUUUUGCGUCUCAAUCUUUUUGGAUUGCCAGGGAAGCGCUGCAUUCUUUUUAUUAAAAUGGUCGGACUGUAUUUGAGGAAUUAAAUUCGUUUCAUACAAGUUUUCAUAUCACCAUAUUUAUUCGAUUAUAAGCCGCCCUUGUUUAUAAGCCACCUAAGAUUGAAAUCUGUAGCAAAUUGGUUUAAUCAAAAAAAUGUAAGCAGCCCUUGAAUCAAGCCGUGUCCACAAAGCCAGGCAGAGAUACCUGGUUUAAAACGACAUCCUCGUUGAUAAGCCGCCCUUAAUUAUAAACUUCAUCAAAACGUGCAAUAAUUUUAAUUCGUGGCUUAUAUUUGAAAGAAUAUGGUAGUCGAUGUCGAUACAAACUAAUUUUAACCCGUACUUCACGAAGAAUCGAUGUUUUUAAUGUUCAAAAUUUUGCAUUCGUUACUAUUUCUUGUUUAUAUAUAUAUAUUAAAAAAUUAAUGAAUUAAUGUUUCUAUCAAAACAAAUUAUUGCUUGAUGUCUUUUGCAGUUUUUAUCUAUUAUGUUUGGAUAAUUUCUAGUCAAGAUUUCUUCACCGGUAAUAUGAAGGGCAUGUUGGCAAAGGCAGAAAAUAUAUCUCUAAAAUAUUGAUAAUAUUAGUAACAAGAUUCGCUU
Rhopilema esculentum is the source of this 2787-nucleotide messenger RNA. RefSeq names its product mitochondrial fission regulator 2. Gene Ontology annotation, cellular component: mitochondrion. Gene Ontology annotation, biological process: mitochondrial fission; aerobic respiration. The record is from RefSeq and is a predicted model, not a curated record. NCBI's taxonomy places the organism in Eukaryota, Metazoa, Cnidaria, Scyphozoa, Rhizostomeae, Rhizostomatidae.